Messenger RNA from Colias croceus (clouded yellow), 2370 nucleotides. Its product is annotated as long-chain fatty acid transport protein 4-like. Gene Ontology annotation, cellular component: endoplasmic reticulum. NCBI's taxonomy places the organism in Eukaryota, Metazoa, Arthropoda, Insecta, Lepidoptera, Pieridae. The record is from RefSeq and is a predicted model, not a curated record. The transcript is spliced from 12 exons. Bases 237 to 2186 code for a protein of 649 amino acids. Gene Ontology annotation, biological process: triglyceride homeostasis. Gene Ontology annotation, molecular function: long-chain fatty acid-CoA ligase activity; long-chain fatty acid transmembrane transporter activity.
CUAUACAAUUAAUUGUCCAAUACCACUACGACAGUCGACAGUUACGUUUAUGAUGUAGUUAAAAGUAUUAUUAUAUUGUUAUCAGUGUAAUUCAAGACGCCUUACCUUGCGUGAAGGCAAGCGCUAUCGCUGAAAGAAACUCUGUAUUUGUGCAGUGAUUUGUGGAAAUCAAAGUGGUUUGGUUUCGCUACUUUCGUCGAUCAGUUCGCCGUAUAUCGUGGCGGAAACUGGUCGCGAUGCUUGGGGCACUCGGUAUUGCUGUGGCGUUCAUCGCCGUGUGCCAAUAUUUGGGUUUUCUCUUAACAACCAUUGUUGCUGUUAUUGUGAGUGUGCUGUAUCUACUUACCUUCCAUUCAAGAUGGUGUUACAUCGCGUUGGUUACUACGCCUAGGGAUCUUAGAGCGCUAUGGUGCUACCUAAGAGUGUUAAUGCUUGCCAAGAAAUGCCAAAGGAAUAAUUCAACUCUACCGGAUUUGUUCCAUGAAGUUGUUCAAAGACACCCUGAAAAGCCGUGUUUUCUGUUUCAAGAUGAAGUUUGGACUUUCAAAGAGGUGGAAGACUACAGUUUACGUAUGACAGCGGUUCUAAAACAUGAAGGUAUAAAGAAGGGGGAUAUUGUGGGAUUGAUGACCAACAACUGUGCCCAAAUGCCAGCGCUCUGGAUCGGCAGUGCGCGCAUUGGUGCAAUAUCGCCACUUAUCAAUACAAACCAACGAGGCAACGCGUUAAUUCACUCCAUAAAUGUUGCCAAAUGCAAUGUCCUCAUAUUUUCCGACGAAUACUUGCCAGCUAUACAAGAAAUAUCCGGCCAGCUCGAUCCGUCACUAAAACUUUAUAAAUUCACACACCGUCCACUUAACUCUCCCAAGUCUGAGAAGGCCAGUGGUGAUGGUAUUCCAAAUUUGACUGACCUCCUUGAAGCUACUCCACCAGCCCCAUGGACCAAGGCUGACGGAUAUGGUUUCCAGGGAAAGAUACUUUACAUAUACACAUCGGGAACUACCGGGUUGCCAAAAGCAGCAGUUAUUUCUAACUCUCGUUUAAUUUUCAUGGUAUCCGGCGUGCACUAUUUACGGCUUAACUCGUCGGACAUUGUGUACUGCCCCUUACCUCUAUAUCACACUGCUGGAGGGGUCGUGAGUGUGGGCCAGGCCUUAUUAUUUGGUUGCACCGUGGUGUUGAAGCCUAAGUUCUCAGCAUCACAGUUCUUCCCAGAUUGCGCCAAGUAUAAAGCGACGGUAGCCCACUACAUAGGCGAGAUGUGUCGUUACGUGCUCGCGACCCCGCCGUCGCCCGCCGACAGGCAGCACAACGUGCGCGUCAUCUUCGGCAACGGGCUGAGGCCGCAGAUUUGGACCGAGUUUGUUAAUCGUUUUAACAUCAAGUACGUGACCGAAUUCUAUGGAGCGACCGAGGGAAAUGCUAAUAUUGCAAACACGGACGGAACGCCAGGCGCCAUCGGUUUUGUUUCUCGAAUCUUCCCUAGUGUAUAUCCGAUCGCCAUCAUAAAAGUAGACCAGGAGACUGGGGAACCGAUACGAGAUUCUUCAGGAUUAUGUCAGAUCGCAGGCCCCAACGAGCCAGGUGUGUUCAUCGGAAAGAUAUCUCCCAAUAACCCAUCCCGGGAAUAUCACGGGUAUGUGGACAAAGCGGCGUCGGAUAAGAAAGUCGUACAUGAUGUGUUCUCACAUGGAGAUUCCGCGUUUAUAUCAGGCGACAUCCUGGUGGCGGACGAGCGGGGCUACCUGUACUUCCGCGACCGCACCGGCGACACGUUCCGCUGGCGCGGCGAGAACGUCAGCACCAGCGAGGUGGAGGCGGCCGUGUCGCGCGUCGCACGCCACCGCGACGCCGUCGUCUACGGCGUGCUGGUUCCCAACACGGAAGGUAGAGCGGGAAUGUGCGGUAUUGUGGACCCAGAUGGUAGUCUGGAUUUAGAAAAACUCGCCAAAGAUCUAGCCAGAGAUCUGCCCGCAUACGCGAGACCUAUCUUCAUCAGAGUCAUGGACAGUAUGGAUAUGACGGGAACAUUCAAAAUGAAGAAAACGGACCUACAGAAAGAAGGAUUCGAUCCCAGUAUAGUAAAAACCGACAAAUUAUACUACUUAGAUGUAAAACAAAACAAAUAUUUGCCCCUAGGUCCUGAAGAAUAUGAAAAUAUUAAUACUGGAAAAAUUAGACUGUGAUCUUUUAAUAUAUAAAUGAAAACAAUCAAAUUGUUGGUAUACUCUCGUCUUACUUUACCAAAAAUACUCGAAUUAGUCUCAUAUAUCGGAGGUACUCAUAUCGUAAUAGAAAAAUACGUGUCUAAUUCCAAAUUGUUAUAUUCAUGUUUUUAUUCCUAUAUCUUUCAUUUACGCAUAUUAUAAA